GUCACGGCGCGUGUGAACUUUCCAUGAGAAUAUCUGAUCUCGCGCCUCUCGCGAUCGCGUAAAUUUGUGUCGGCGGGAGGAUCUUGGCAUCGUUUCUCCAGCGGCCAGGCCAGGAUAACUUUUAUGCGCUAAAUGGAUCACUUCUCGCCCACAGGUCUCAAGGUGUUGGUCGUGGACGAUGAUCCUUGCUGCCUCACUCUGCUAGAGCGAAUGCUGCGAGAAUGCAAGUAUGCUGUUACAACUUGCAGCCGUGCGACAGCAGCCUUGACAAUCCUCCGGGAGAGGAAAGAAUCAUUCGACGUAGUGAUCAGCGACGUUCAUAUGCCUGACAUGGACGGUUUCAAGCUGCUGGAGCUCAUUGGCUUGGAGAUGGGGAUCCCCGUUAUCAUGAUGUCCGCCAGCGGCGAGACGGACGCGGUGAUGAAGGGCGUCGUGUAUGGAGCCUGCGAUUACCUGGUGAAGCCCGUGAGGAUCGAGGAGCUACGGAACAUCUGGCAGCAUGUCGUCCGGCGGCGUACCAAGGACUCGGCUGUCCGAGACGAAGCUCCCGAGGAGUGGGAGGACUUCAUGAGGUCAACCCCCACGGAUUCCUCCGAGGAGGCCGACGUUGACCUCCGCCUCCUGCGAAAGAAGAAGCGUCCGAGCUGCGACUUUGGCGGCGGUGGCGGCGACGAGAGCAUGAGGAGCAUCGCCAGCAACAAGAAGGCGAGGGUGGUGUGGUCAUUCGAUCUCCACCAGCAGUUCGUCAAGGCCAUCAACCACAUAGGAAUCGAAAGUAAGUUACUUCUUGUUUUCUUCGAUCUCGAGAGCUCACAUUCUAAGUUUCUUGUCAUAGAGGCCGUGCCAAAGAGGAUUCUCGAGGUGAUGAAUAUCCAGGGGCUCACGAGAGAGAACGUCGCCAGUCACCUCCAGGUAAUCGCAUUACCAUUUUGUUCUUUCUCUCUUUUCCAACGCUCUAUCUUCUUCCCUGUGCAGAAGUAUCGUCUCUACCUCAAGCGAUUGAGCGGCGUCACGCCCGAGCCAUUCCCGAUUGCUUCGUUCCAGGCCUACGAGGGUGCCACCUUUGGCGGCACCAUGCAAAUCCACCACCACCAAAGGUCCUCCUCCACUCUACCUCUCCUCCGUACCAGGAGUAGCGGCAGCAGCGGUGGCGGCGCCCCGCCGUACAACGUGGACACGCUCGCCACUCUCAAGCAGCUCCAGGCACUCCAGCAAGCGGCUCACGAGAAAGGCCAGGCGGCGGGAUUCGUCGGUGGCAGCGGCGCCGCCGCCGCCGGGAUCCGGCCGGGCUUGCGUGUGGAGGAGGAGGAUCACCAUCACCACCAUCCAGAAUUUGGUGGCGGUGACGACGACGAGCAGCAUCACACGGGCAGCGAUCACGAGGAGGAGCUUUCCGUGCGGCUCAAGUGUGACGACAGCCUUCACAGCUCAAUGCCUGCGUCAUUCCAAGGCGCGGUGUUCCACCGCCACCACCACCACCACCAGUAUCAGAUUUAGAUUCGAUUGCUCGCCGUCAAGGAAGAGAAAGAGAGUAGAGAUCUUGGCUGCCUGAUCUGUAAAAUUCCAACCACUGUAUUAAUAUGACCACACCAAAUGGGACCAAA
Messenger RNA from Selaginella moellendorffii, 1604 nucleotides. RefSeq names its product two-component response regulator ORR21. NCBI's taxonomy places the organism in Eukaryota, Viridiplantae, Streptophyta, Lycopodiopsida, Selaginellales, Selaginellaceae. Gene Ontology annotation, molecular function: DNA binding. Bases 133 to 1497 code for a protein of 454 amino acids. Gene Ontology annotation, biological process: phosphorelay signal transduction system; cytokinin-activated signaling pathway. The record is from RefSeq and is a predicted model, not a curated record. The transcript has 4 exons.